AUGAGCAAGUUCUUCGCCAGCGCCAACUCGGACUCGGACUCUUCGUCUUCCGAGGAGGAGCUCUCUGAGCUCGAGUCCGGAGACGAGCAGCAGCAGCCCAAGACGACGACCACCUCGUCUGCCCCGCGCUCGCGCUUCCUCAAGGCUGCCGGCUCGGACAGCGACUCGGAUGACGACGACUCGGACUCGGACGAAGAGUCGCUCAAGGACUCGGACGACGAGAGCGACGAUGACGACAAGAAGGGCGCCGCCAAGCCCAUGUCGCGCUUCAUGAAGGGCGCCGCCAGCGACGACAGCGACAGCGAGGAGGAGGUCAAGAAGGUCAUCAAGUCGGCUAAGGACAAGCGGCUCGACGAGAUGGAGGCCGUCGUCAAGACCAUCGACAACGCCCAGAGGAUCGACGACUGGGUCACCAUCUCCAAGGAGUUUGACGGCCUCAACCGCCUCGUCGAGAGGCAGCGCAACAUCAACGAGCCCGUCCCCGCCUUUUACGUCAAGACCAUCUCGCAGCUCGAGGCCUUCCUCAACGAGUCGAUCGCCAAGGAGAAGGACGCCAAAAAGAAGAUGAAGGCGCCCAACGCCAAGGCCAUGAACGGCAUGAAGCAGAAGAUCAAGAAGACGAUCAAGGAAAACGACGAGGCCGUCGCAAAGUACCGCUCCGACCCCGACGCCUUCGAGGCCGAGGCCGCCAACGCCGCCGCGGGCGCCACCGCCGCCGCCGAGGCCAUCGUCAAGCCCAAGAAGCAGCGCGCCGAGGCCGCCGCCGCCGCCGCCGAAGAGGACGACGACUUCCAGACCGUCGGCCGCGGCGGCCGCACCGAGACCUUCACCUCCGAGGGCCUCUUCAAGAGCCUCGCCGCCAUCCUCGAGGCGCGCGGCAAAAAGAGCACCGACAAGACCGAGCAGAUCCGCAAGCUCUCGGACCUCAGCGGCGUCGCCGACACCCCCUACAAGAAGAUCCGCGUGCUGCUGGCGCUCGUCGCCGCCCGCUUCGACUACAACGCGUCGGCCAACGCCUACAUGCCGAUCGAGAUGUGGGGCAACGCGCGCAAGGAGGUCAACGAGCUGCUGAGCACCCUCGUCUCGAACCACGCCUACGUCAUCCGCGAGGAGACGCCCGACUACGACGACGAGACCGAGCGCCAGCCCGGCGUCAACGGCGAGGGCGACGUGGUGGCCGUCCGCGGCAGCAUCAUCAGCUUCAUCGACCGCCUCGACGACGAGUUCACAAAGAGCCUGCAGAACAUCGACCCGCACACGACCGAGUACGUCGACCGCCUCAGCGAGGAAAAGAACCUCUACGAGACCAUCGUCAUCGGCCAGGCCUACUUUGAGAGCACCGGCCAGGACGACGCGCUGAGCCGCUGCACGAUGCGCCGCCUCGAGCACGUCUACGCCAAGCAGGACGUCAUCAUCCGCGCCCUCGAGUCAAACCUGGCCAAGACGACGGUGCCCAUCAAGAGCGCCAUCUUCCCCGCCCCGGCGCGCGUCCAGGAGGCCGACGGCCCCACGCUCCUCAUCCGCUCGCUCUGCACCUACCUCUACAAGGCCGCCGGCCCGUCGAGCGAGCGGGCCAGGACGCGGGCGAUGCUGUGCCACAUCUACCACCACGCGCUCCACGCCGAGUACCACGUGGCGCGCGACAUGUUCCUCAUGAGCCACCUCCAGGACUCGGUCCAGAUGGCCGACGCCGCCACCCAGAUCCUCUACAACCGCGUCGUCGUCCAGAUCGGCAUCUGCGCCUUCCGCGUCGGCCUCAUCCGCGAGUCGCAGACGGCGCUGCAGGACAUCUUUGGCACCGGCCGCGUCAAGGAGCUGCUGGCCCAGGGCGUCCAGAAGCAGAACCAGUACAGCACCCUGACGCCCGAGCAGGAGAAGCUCGACCGCCAGCGCCAGCUGCCCUUCCACAUGCACAUCAACCUCGAGCUGCUUGAGUGCAUCUACCUCGUGUCGAGCAUGCUCCUCGAGGUGCCCAACAUGGCGUUCGCCGGCAACGACCCGGAGCUGCGCAAGCGCAUCAUCUCGCGGCCCUUCCGCCGCAUGCUCGACUACACCGACCGCCAGGUGUUUUCGGGACCGCCGGAAAACACGCGCGACCACAUCAUGCAGGCGAGCAAGGCGCUGCAGAACGGCGACUGCAAGGGCUGCAUCGACCUGAUCCGCGACAUCAAGAUCUGGAAGCUGAUGCCGGGCGCCGAAGAGGUCAAGGACAUGCUGGCGAAGCGCAUCCAGGAAGAGGGCCUGCGCACCUACCUCUUCAGCUACUCGUCGUACUACGACACCGUCUCGUUUGCCCACCUCGCCGCCACGUUCGACGUCGAGGCCAAGGUGGUGCGGUCGAUGGUCAGCAAGAUGAUUUACAACGAGGAGCUGGCGGCGUCGCUCGACCCGACGGCGGGCGUCAUUGUCUUCCACCGCCUCGAGCUGACCAAGGUGCAGCAGCUGUCGCAGACGCUGGCGGAGCGCGCCAACACGAUGCUCGAGCAGAACGAGCGGCUGCUCGACGCCAAGCUGGGCGAGGGCAAGGACCAGCGGACCGGCGGCGGCGGAGACCGCGAUCGCGACGCCGGCCAGUAG
Molecule: messenger RNA, 2577 nt
Organism: Pseudozyma flocculosa PF-1
Lineage: Eukaryota; Fungi; Basidiomycota; Ustilaginomycetes; Ustilaginales; Ustilaginaceae
Exons: 2
Coding region: 1-2577 (858 amino acids)
Biological process (GO): translational initiation
Cellular component (GO): eukaryotic translation initiation factor 3 complex
Molecular function (GO): translation initiation factor binding; RNA binding; translation initiation factor activity
Source: RefSeq, a predicted model, not a curated record